AUGAAGCUGAGCAGCACCAUUCUCACCACCGCCAUGUUGGCGGGUCGUCUGGAGGCUCGCGGUGUCCUGUCGCGCCAGUCGCUCCCAGCCGACAAGCUGCAAAAAGCUGGCGAAGAGAACGGCGUGCUCCUGAAGGAGGGCUCCGAUUCUCCCAGUGUCCAGUACAGCAAGAACUGGGCCGGCGUGGUGCGAGAGCACCCUCCUCCCAGUGGCACAUACACGGCAGUCUCGGCCACCUUCACAGUCCCGGAGCCUACUGCCACGGAUGACUCGGGCGAUCUGCAAGCCGCAUCCGCCUGGGUUGGCAUCGACGGAGACACCUACACUCAGGCCAUUCUGCAGACGGGUAUCGACUGUUACGUCCAGAACGGCACCAAGGCCUACGACGCCUGGUACGAGUGGUACCCUGAGACCGCGGAGAAUUUUGUCCUGGAGCUGUCUGCGGGCGAUGUCAUUGUCGCCAAGGUCGAGUCUUCCUCACCUGACAAGGGUGUUGCCAUCAUCGAGAACAAGUCCUCGGGCAAGACUGCCACCAAGACCCUGUCGGCUCCCUCCACCAACGCCACUCUGGGCGGGCAGAAUGUCGAGUGGAUUGUCGAGGAUUUCAACGCCGGUGACUCCAUGGUCCCUCUGGUCAACUUUGGCAAGGUUACUUUCACUGGGGCCGAGGCCAAGUCCGAAGACUCAGAGUUUGGUGUCAACAAUGCCCAAACCCUGGAUAUUCAGCAGGAUGGUGAGGUGAAAGCCGAUGUCAAAAUCAUCAGCGAUUCGGAAUUCUCCGUUACCUACCAGUAA
Penicillium alfredii is the source of this 795-nucleotide messenger RNA. RefSeq names its product A4/G1 family peptidase. NCBI's taxonomy places the organism in Eukaryota, Fungi, Ascomycota, Eurotiomycetes, Eurotiales, Aspergillaceae. The record is from RefSeq and is a predicted model, not a curated record. The coding region runs from base 1 to 795 and encodes 264 amino acids. Gene Ontology annotation, biological process: proteolysis. The transcript has 2 exons. Gene Ontology annotation, molecular function: glutamic-type endopeptidase activity.